Kickxella alabastrina is the source of this 1677-nucleotide messenger RNA. Its product is annotated as GTP cyclohydrolase N terminal-domain-containing protein. Gene Ontology annotation, molecular function: GTP cyclohydrolase II activity. The record is from RefSeq and is a predicted model, not a curated record. NCBI's taxonomy places the organism in Eukaryota, Fungi, Kickxellomycota, Kickxellomycetes, Kickxellales, Kickxellaceae. Bases 238 to 1593 code for a protein of 451 amino acids. Gene Ontology annotation, biological process: riboflavin biosynthetic process. The transcript has a single exon.
UGAUAGAUUGUAUUACUAUUGAACGGGUAUAAAAUGGUCAGCUGCAUUCUCGUCGUUCACUUUUUUCAAAAUUCCCCUCUUGAUUCUACUCCUUUUCUGCUCCGUCUUCCCUUCUACUCUGCCAAGUAAAAUAAUAAACUAAUAAGUCAACAAAGUUCCAAGACCAAACUACAAGACACAUCUCCAAUCUUUCUUUCCUACGCACAAGAACUGUAAACCUUUUGUUUUACCAUCUCUAUGACUUCCAGUGAAGCAAGCACCCAACCGACGGCCGCCGAUCCGGCCGUUGAGUCCCACAAGUCUCCCAAGGAGGAAGAGUUCUCACCCCAGCAGCUCUACACCUCACGCGUCGUUCUGACAACCUACCCGUCGCAGCUAGGCAUUGACCCGAUCCCGCUCACCUGGGGCGCAGCCACCCCGGCCGAGCGCGGCCCCGUAGUGGUCUCCCGCCAACAAGACAGCUUUGGCAAGCGCAACGCCAUCGGCGCCGGCGGUGGCUCCUACUGCAUUUACCGCGCGCUCGCAGUGGCUAUUGGGGCACUGUCACCGACGCACCGGCCGGACUUUGGUCUGACCGAGCCCACCCAUAUCAUUGGGCCGUUCCCAGCAUGGUCAGAUCCCGAGAAGAUUGUCUCGAUGGAUCCCUGGGGCCAUGCUACUGUUGAGCACUACCACGAGCACCUUGAGAAGGGCAUCGACGUGCGUCCGACCAUCGCCAUUACGCAGGCGCACAUGAAGCUAGCUGAGAUCGACGACGCCAUUGCCAAGGGUAUCCUGCAUUGCGACGGCGACAUCAUCACCAAGGGUGGAGAGCUCAAGGUCGUCAAGGUGGCCUCGGAGCCCGUUUGGCACCUUCCGGGUGUCGCCAAGCGAUUUGGUAUUGGGGAAUCGACCCUGCGCCGCGCACUGUUCGAGGACACCGGGGGCAUGUACCCGGAGCUCAUCACGCGGCCGGACCUUAAGGUCUUCCUGCCACCGAUCGGCGGCCUCACCGUGUAUAUCUUCGGCGACCCCGCGCAUAUCUCGGAUCCAACCAAACGCCUGACCAUGCGCGUCCACGACGAGUGCAACGGUUCCGAUGUCUUUGGAUCCGACAUCUGCACCUGCAAGCCCUACUUGAUCUAUUCGAUCGAGGAGUGCGCGCGCGAGGCACAGAACGGUGGUGUCGGUGUCGUUGUUUAUUUCCGCAAGGAAGGCAGGGCGCUUGGCGAAGUGACCAAGUACUUGGUGUAUAAUGCGCGCAAGCGCCAGGAAGGUGGCGACACUGCGGCGAAUUACUUUAAGCGCACGGAGUUUGUUGCUGGCGUCAAGGAUAUGCGCUUCCAGGCGCUGAUGCCGGAUAUCCUGCAUUGGCUCGGUGUCUCGCGCAUUGAUCGCUUCAUCUCCAUGUCGAAUAUGAAAUACGAGGCCAUUGUAGAGUCUGGUAUUGAGAUUAUUGAGCGUGUGUCUAUCCCUGAAGAGAGAAUGCCGGCGGACUCAAAAGUGGAGAUUGAGGCCAAGAUCGCAGAUGGAUACUUUACUACCGGUGCUGUGCCCACUGCUGAUACCCUGGAGGCUGUCAAGGGUCGUAAUUGGGACGAGAUUGCACACUAAUAGUAUAUUACUUUCCUUUUUCUGCAUUAAUCCCUUUUUUAUUCCUUUUUUAAUUUUUCAAUAUCAUACUAUUGUUGUACCAAC